This is a messenger RNA of Haliotis rubra (blacklip abalone), 3212 nucleotides long. RefSeq names its product ubiquitin carboxyl-terminal hydrolase 47-like. Gene Ontology annotation, cellular component: nucleus; cytosol. Gene Ontology annotation, molecular function: cysteine-type endopeptidase activity; cysteine-type deubiquitinase activity. The record is from RefSeq and is a predicted model, not a curated record. Gene Ontology annotation, biological process: protein deubiquitination. NCBI's taxonomy places the organism in Eukaryota, Metazoa, Mollusca, Gastropoda, Lepetellida, Haliotidae.
CGAGAGUUCUAUCGGCCAUAGUGUUCUGUGUAAUGCACUGUUUCGAAACUGUACGCUAAAAGAUCAACAUAAAAUGAGUGCUUAUGGGUCUGUGGGAUAAGUUAAAGAUUUGGUUAAUCAUGUUUCAGAAGUAGGUCUUACGAGAAAUGGUAACUGGUGAAAACGACCUGACUCAAAUUGUGCCAAUGGAGGGUGUGUGUGUUGCUGAUGAGGAGAAGGUGCUCUGUAUCAUCACGGACCUGGUGAGCGUCACCAAGCCUGGAUGCAAACACAGCCUGAACCUCCCAGCAUCCACUUCCGUGAGGGACGCACUGAAGGAGAUAACGAAAAUCUGUAACUACGACCCUGACACUGUCCUCAUUCACUACGAAAUUUCGCAUGGAGGAGGCGAUGAUGAUGUGAUUCUCAGUGACGUACGUUGUUCCAUGACGUACCUGAUAAAGCACUCGGAUCAAUCGUACUUCCAAGCAUACGAAAGCACUCCUUCACUGUCCAUGAGAAGGAAGGAGUUACACCCAAAAAGAUUGAGAGUGAGACGUCCACAUCUGGCUAUGAGAGUCAGGCCUCCAGCAGCACUUCGUACACAAGCGGCGACACCUACACCAACUACUCCUCCGCGUCACACACAGACGCCUCCUACUCGUACACCUCAUGAAGUUGCAAAGAGCAUCCCCUUUCAGCUCCAGAAUCUGUUUCUACAACUGCAGACAAGUAAGAAGAAGUCAGUGGAGACAACUGACCUGACCCGCAGCUUUGGCUGGGACAGCAGUGAAGUGUGGCAGCAGCAUGAUGUACAGGAGCUGUGUCGAGUGAUGUUUGACGCCCUGGAACAUGCGUGGAAGAACACAGACCAGGCCCACCUCAUCAAUCAGCUCUACCAGGGCAAGCUCAAGGACUACGUCAAAUGUCUUGAAUGUGGCUAUGAGAGUGCUCGCACCGACGCCUACCUAGACAUUCCCCUUGUUAUCCGGCCAUUUGGAUCCAACCAGGUGCAUGGAAGUGUGGAACAAGCAUUAGAUGCCUUUGUUCAGCCUGAGAUUCUGGAUGGAAGCAAUCAGUAUUUCUGUGAACGUUGCAACAAGAAGUGCAAUGCACAUAAGGGUUUGAAGUUUGUGUCAUUUCCCUACCUCCUAACGCUACAGUUGAAAAGGUUUGACUUUGAUUAUGCAACAAUGCACCGCAUCAAACUCAAUGACAGGAUGACAUUUGCAGAGGUGUUGAACCUUAACCGGUUUGUGACCCCAGAGUCUCCCACCAAGGAGCAGAAGGUGGAGGAUGCUGACAAGGUUACCAAACCCAGCGCUGUCACUAGUAAUGGUCCUACAGACAGCAGUGAUGAGGGUAUAGACGAGGGUAUCGAGGUGGAGAAUGGGCUGUCAGGGGCUUCCUCCAGCAGCGACACAUCUAGCCUCAGCAGUGAAGCUGCUACCAAUGACAAGAAUGCCAGGGAAUCAGUGUGUCAGGGCCCAUAUGAGUAUGAGUUGUUUUCGAUAAUGAUUUUCACUUGUGGUGCCGCAGGAGGCCACUAUUACAUGUGUUAUAUCAAGUCUUUCAAGGAUGGUCAGUGGUAUAGUUUCAAUGAUCAGCAAGUCACAAGGAUAACAUAUGAUGAUAUCCGGAAGACCUAUGGAGGUUCAAGUCUGGGGAGGGGCUUCUAUUCCUCUGCUUAUGCAAGCUCUACAAAUGCCUACAUGCUCAUGUACAGACAGAUUGACAAGCUCAGAAAUGCCGAGUGCAUGGUGCCAGAUGAAUUCCCACAACACCUGAAGAUGGCGCUGCAGAAACAACAGGAGCAGGAAGAGGCAGAGAGAAAACAGAGGGAGAUAGACAAGUCUACCUGCAAGAUAAAGCUGUACUGUUUCCACCCAAGCAAUAAGAAGAAGAUGGAGUCCAAGUUUGAAGUUCAUAAGGACAAGACACUGAAACAAGCCACGGAAAUGGCCUACAAGUCGUUCGAUAUCGAGGAUGUAAUAGCUCUGUCGGACUGCCGCCUGGUGAAGUACGAUGAGUACUCCGACUCACUGGAGAAGUCAUUUGAUGGAGAGGAGGACAGCUCCAUGGGCUGUCUGCUGGGAGGGGUCAAGUCCUGCUACAACUUCGACCUCCUGCUGGAGACCAAGCGUCCUGACCAGAAGUUCCAAGAGUACAAGCCAGGAGGUGUGACAGUGAAGGUGUAUGUUGUGGACACCAAGAAGGGAGAGAUCCACUCUCCGGUCAGUGUGCGCGCCUACCAUGUCCAAACGGUCAGCGAGUUCAAGAACCUCGUCACACAGACAUUGGAACUUGAGUCCACGGAGAUGACAUGUGUCUUGGAAAGAUUCCACAAUGACCUUAGACCUCUCACAGUGCCAAACAAAACGCUAAAAGCUGAAGGCUUUUUCAAAAGUAAUAAGGUGUACGUCCAAUACCCAAUGGAUGACGAAGAUGUGUACACCCCAUUCCUCAAGACCAAAUUCUACCAGCUGUUGGACCGACAUCAGAACACAAUUCGCAUAAACGUCACCAUCCCCACACCAGAGGAUGUGAAAGACUACGUCAAAUCUAGCCAGCAGAGUCUCCUGCGUCGACAGCAGCUCACUCUACAGGACGAGCCCUCCUCCAUGUGCAAUGAUGCCACAAGUGACUCCCCUGAUAUCGAUGAGGGGAUCAGUGACCCUGUGGAUGGAAUAGAUCAUAAAAUGCGGGCCAUGGCUAUCCAUGGUUGCCAUAGUGACCCUUCUGUGUAUCAUAGUUGCCAAGACAACAGUGACAUCUCUCCUCAGGAGUCUGGGUCUGAGGGUCGCAGUAGCAGUCCCGUAGGACCCAGCACAAGUAGUCAGGAAACGAGUACAAGUGCGGAGUUUAGUCUCACCACGAAUUACACCAACAAUGACGGUCAGUCCACGUCGCCGGACGAUCUUCAUCAGCUAAGUGAUAAGGGCUCUGGUGCCGUGGAGCACAGUUUUAGUGACCCGGAGCAGGUGUCCCCACCGUGUCAGGUGUCACCAAAUGGCGACUCAGGUGACAAAGAUAGUGACUUCAAGCCUGAGGAGAACUGGGACCUGGAGAUAGGGGACACAGCAGACAGUGUGUGUUCAAGUAUGUCGGGGAAGGAGGUGAUGGAAGAGGAGGAGGAGGAGACAGAACCACAACGCUACUUCACCGCCAUGCCCAGCGACCCACUGCCAGACACUAACCAAAGAAGUAAGUCUUGUCUUGUUUACAAAGUAUAA